AUGAAGAAAGACAGAAGGCUGAUAGUGCAGAUGCAUUUUGAAAGGCUGCUGAUAGCAAAUUACAGGAAGUCCACGAAUGACUUGACAGUCCAAUUUGAUCAACUCACUGAUGAGAAGAAGAAGAAUAAUGAGAAGGAUUUGGAGGAAAUGGACAAGAUGGUCAACGACUUGAAUGCUGAUGUCGACAUGGCACAUAAGCAACUUGACACUGCAAAUGAUGACAAAGAUGGCAAUGAAGCGAUAAAACAGAAAUACCAAGACAAACUGAAAAGUGUUAGAACUGAACUUUAUCAAGUAAACAAAGACCACACUAAGACCCAAUUAAUUAAAGGCAAGUACGAGAAGGAUAUUGCUGAAAUCAUAAGGUUCAUUUGCUCGGCAAAUACCAUUUGA
Messenger RNA from Entamoeba invadens IP1, 393 nucleotides. RefSeq lists its product as hypothetical. The transcript has 3 exons. NCBI's taxonomy places the organism in Eukaryota, Evosea, Mastigamoebida, Endamoebidae. Bases 1 to 393 code for a protein of 130 amino acids. The record is from RefSeq and is a predicted model, not a curated record.